Canariomyces notabilis is the source of this 2946-nucleotide messenger RNA. RefSeq names its product Metallo-dependent phosphatase. Gene Ontology annotation, cellular component: cytosol. Bases 1 to 2946 code for a protein of 981 amino acids. Gene Ontology annotation, biological process: mitotic cell cycle. Gene Ontology annotation, molecular function: protein serine/threonine phosphatase activity. The transcript is spliced from 9 exons. Lineage: Eukaryota; Fungi; Ascomycota; Sordariomycetes; Sordariales; Chaetomiaceae. The record is from RefSeq and is a predicted model, not a curated record.
AUGUCGGAUGAACGAUCAAAGAUCUCGCUGAGAAGUGGGGGAAAGAGGAAGGGCCGGCCAGAAAUCAAGAUCUCGGGGCCUAUAUUGCAAGGCGAUGCGGGUUCACGAGCUCCGCCGGGGCGGGCUGUCGCCGAGAAUGGUCCUCCUCCUCGGCCGCGCCCUCCCCCGCCGAGCAGUGGCAAGACCUCGGAUCUUGUCAAGCGACGGUACUCGUCCCGCUUCAAUAAUCUUCCUACCGAUUUUGAUCCCACCGCGAACCCAAUGCCUGCCUUACCAAAUCUUGACAUGUAUGCGCAGUCCAGGGUCCAAGAUCGACGCGCUCCGCCUUCAAGAGGAGGGAGAAGCGUCAGUGCCGGAGGCGGCGGGGCAGGGCCUCAGGUCGAUGUGAGAUCGCUCCGAGACCCGUCGCUCAUUCCCGAGCAGUAUGUCGCCGAGAUACUCAGCGAGGCCACUGAGGACGAGAUCCGCGAGUAUGAGGCAGCCCUGCGCGAUCUCAAGGCCCGAGCGUCAACCGAUCUCCAGCAGAAUGUCUAUCAGAACCGCACCCAGUUCAUCAAGAUCAGCAAAGAGGCAGAGAAGCUCAAGGGCGAGAUGCGAACGCUCAAGAACCUCAUGUCAGAGUUGAAAGCCAACACCACUGCUCUCCGAUCGGCUUCCAACAAUGUCGAUGGCGGGAGCUUCAAUGGCGAUAUCCCCAUGGGGCUGAGCAAACGGGAUAAGCGGAGCUCUGUCGCUGACCGUACCGCGCUCUGGAGCUCACAGAUGCAGGCCCUGUACAAGAACGUUGAAGGCUCGCAAAAGUUCCUCCCAAACACCCCAGGGCGCCAUGUUGUCCAGAACGCCGGCCUAUGGGUAGAGCUGGACAACGCUACCUACCGCUCUAGGAGAGCGAUGCAGAUUUUUUUAUUGAAUGACCAUUUGCUGGUUGCCUCGCGCAAGAAGCGCAAGGUGGACGGCCCGAAUGCCGCUGACAGCCGGGCGCCCAUGACGAAACUUGUUGCCGACCGUUGCUGGCAUCUUUUAGACGUUGAGGUUGUUGACAUGGCCGGGUCCAACGAUUCCUCAAGCGGCAGGAACAAGCUUGCUGAUGCUAUCAUGGUUCGGGGAGGUGGCCAGAAUGAAUCUUUUAUCUACCGGACCGAGAAACCUGAGGACCCUGAGAAGCCUGCCCUGAUGCUCAAUAUCCGGAAGCGCGUAGAGGAGCUGAGGAGGAACCUCCAGUCUGAACGAGAGGCAACAAAUAAGGCCAAGGAAACGAUCAACUACUUUGCGUCGCGCGAUCCUGGCUUAUUGCAGAAAACGGAGCUCCUCGAGACGCUUUCAGAUAUCAAGGACAUGCUUAUCGAGGUCGAUGGCAAGCAGCAGAACCUGCGCUGGGUAGAGAGCCAGAUGGACGAGUUGGACAUCCAUAUCGCUCUUCAGCAAAUCGAGCCCGCUGUUGCUCUGAUCGAGAAGCUGAAAAGCCUGGCAUAUGGGCUGAAAAACAAUGCUAUUGCACAGGACUUUAUCUCCUUCAAAGUCGACGAGAGGCGGGCGAAGCUGGCGGCACUGGUUGUGCGGGAGCUGGUCAGCACGCACAAUCACCAGACCAAGACCAAGCAGAAUGUUUUCUGGCUCAGCCGGUUGGGGUUUGAGGAUCGCGCUCGCGAGGCAUAUCUGGAAGCCCGUAGCGAGAUCAUUCGGAAGCGGUCUCGGCAGUGCAUUUUCCAGGGCAAUCUGGACGAGUACAUUUGGGAGAUCUCGUUUGUCUACUUCACCAUCAUCCGGAACACGGUCAAAUGCUUCCAGGCAUGCUUCCCGCAGCCCAUGAUGAGCGCCUGCGUCAAAUGGGCAAAGGAGGAGGUCGAUGCAUUCAACGCCAUCCUGGCCCGGCAGUUGAGCGGUGAGGAGGAGGGUAGCCCCGUCUGGACGCAAUGCAUGGACAGGGCCAAGGAGCAUGCCCAGCUGCUUUCCGAGGUUGGCCUCGACUUCCGCAGCUUGCCUGUCUCGGGAGGAAUUGCCACCAUGGAUACAAACAUGGAGGAUGUUGGGCGCGCUCCCGCAGAGCUGACUUCGGUCAACCUUGAGCCAACCACGAUUCCGACUGUCGACGGCUGGAUUGAAAGCCUGAUGAACUGCAAGCAACUGGCAGAGGUAGAUGUCCAAAGACUGUGUGAAAAGAAAUGCCCCGUGACUGUUUGCGGCGAUAUCCAUGGACAGUUUCAUGACCUGAUGGAACUCUUCAAGAUUGGCGGGCCCAACCCGGACACCAACUAUCUCUUCAUGGGGGAUUAUGUCGAUCGAGGGUACUACUCGGUCGAGACUGUCACCCUGCUUGUGGCGCUCAAGAUUCGAUACCCGCAGCGGAUUACCAUCCUCCGAGGCAACCACGAGUCGCGCCAGAUUACGCAGGUAUACGGCUUCUACGACGAGUGCCUGCGCAAGUACGGCAAUGCAAACGUGUGGAAGUACUUUACCGACCUGUUCGAUUACCUCCCCCUCACCGCCCUCAUCGACAACCAGAUCUUCUGCCUCCACGGCGGGCUCUCGCCAAGCAUCGACACGCUUGAUAACAUCAGAGCGCUGGACCGGAUCCAGGAAGUCCCCCAUGAGGGCCCUAUGUGCGAUCUCCUCUGGUCGGACCCUGACGACCGGUGCGGCUGGGGCAUUUCCCCUCGUGGCGCAGGAUAUACGUUUGGCCAAGACAUAUCAGAGGCUUUCAACCACAACAACGGUCUGACGCUGAUUGCCAGAGCGCAUCAGCUCGUAAUGGAGGGCUACAACUGGUCCCAGGAUCGUAAUGUCGUCACAAUCUUCUCUGCUCCCAAUUACUGCUACAGGUGUGGUAAUCAGGCCGCGAUUAUGGAGAUCGACGAGCAUCUGAAAUAUACAUUCCUGCAAUUUGACCCCUGCCCGAGAGCUGGUGAACCCAUGGUCUCAAGAAGGACUCCAGACUACUUCCUCUAA